AUGUCCAAGGAAGAGAUUGGGACUCUUGUCAUUGUCGUGCUCAAAGCGAGAAAUCUCAACGACAAAUAUUUCUGGAAACAAGAUGUCUUUGCGCAAGUUAACCUGAAUGGCGACAAGAAGCAGACUCACGUCGAGGUUAAAGGAGGCCAGCACCCAGUCUGGGACGAGGAGAUCCGCGUUCCGAUCUUUAAAGAUACCCAUGAAAAGUAUCGCAAACUGGAGGUUUCUUGCUGGGCCAAAGAACCGAGAAAGGAGACCAACAUUGGAGCUGGCACUCUAGACAUCAGCGAGACACUGAGGACUGGCGAAUUUGACGUGCUUUUAGACUGGAUUGCUCUUGAAUCCAACGGCGUUACGCGUGGAGAUGUCUACCUGGAAAUGACAUUCUUUGCCAGCACUCCCGCCCCAGCUGGUCAUGGACUUUCUGUCCCUAAACCAAAUAGCAGCAACUUGCAACGUCGCCCGUCGAAACUUUCUCCGGCCGAACGGCUAUCUCGACCACCUCAAUCUGAAAUUCUGCCGCUCGUUAACCAACAACAGGAUCAACGACGGCAUCCGUCCCAAUCGCCACCCUCUUCAAAACAACCUUCUCCCUCACCACCACGGCUAGGUCGAGAAUCCCCCCUUCCACCCGUGCCAGAGCAACAGUCUAGUCCUCCGGUUCCUGGUUCAUUAACACCGGGAAGGCCUCGACCAGCAGUCCAAGGAAAUACUUUAGGAUUGUCUCCUGGUGGCCAAGAAGGAGCUGCGCCAGGUCUCACUCCCCACGUGCCAUCUAUACUUCGACCUCGUAAUCCCAAGUCUUCGCCGACUCCAAUUCCUGGACCCAGAGUCGAGUAUAGUGGUGUAGUGCCAGCCCCAGAAUCAGGUUAUGACUCCGAUUUGCCCGCAAGAGCGUACACACCAGUUGUGCCCCCUGCAGACACGCCAUUCGGCUGGAAUAACGACGAUAACCAGACGGCUCCAUCCAACUUUUCUUUCCCUGUCCCCAGUUUAUCUGGGACCCAGAGCCCUCCUGUCAAUUACACACCGUCUCCUCCCAACGGAAGCGGUCCAUCGACUCCGGCGCCUUACCCGCCUCCGAGCCAACCUCCAACUUUACAACAUCAGACGUCUUAUCCACCACCAACCCAACCUGCAUAUCAACCUCCUUCCCAGCCUUCAUCAUACCCGCCAACUCCUUAUCAGCCACCUCCCACAUUCCAGUCACCUCCGCCACCUUCAUUCACGCCGGCGCCGCCAGGUGCCUUCCCGCCUACGACUAAUGGUCAAGAUUUACCAGACCCAUAUCUACUGAAGCGAUACCAGACACCACUACCCCUUCCCCCAGGGGCCCAAAACGAGACACAUCAUCGCCCACGAACUACCUCGCACGCAACGCAGGUCCAGCCAGCUCCAGCUCCUACAGCACCUUCUCUGCCGGUUAAACCUCCGCAACAACAACCACCGCCACCAUCACAACAGCAACAACAAAGCAAGCCCACUCCUGUGGCUCACGUAAAUCCUGAUAACGCGCGGAUCCAAGCCUUGAAGCAGGUUGAAGAAGAGGCGGCUCGACGCCGAGCUCAGGAGAAGCGCGAUCACGAGUUUGCGUUGAAGCAAGCACAAGUUGAGGACACCCGAAAGGCCCAGGAAGAACGUGAUUUGGAGCUAGCGCGUCAGCUUGACCGUGAAUUGAACUUGGGCGUUGCUUAA
Messenger RNA from Mycena indigotica, 1695 nucleotides. Its product is annotated as C2 domain-containing protein. The coding region runs from base 1 to 1695 and encodes 564 amino acids. NCBI's taxonomy places the organism in Eukaryota, Fungi, Basidiomycota, Agaricomycetes, Agaricales, Mycenaceae. The transcript has 4 exons. The record is from RefSeq and is a predicted model, not a curated record.